AUGUCAAGCGCAGAAGAGACAGGCAAUCUCAACGAGCUAGAGGCUCUCACUAUUGGGACAGAGCUGUACAUGUUCCCGAAUAGUGCAACGGAUCCAAACGCUGAUAAGCAACUCUCCCAAUCACAGAGGAGCAUCCCGGGCUCCCAACAUGACGCUUCUCAAGACACAGACUCACAGCCAUCUCAUGCAAUGCAGCCACUAGCCAACCAGGCUUCACCCCCGGGGACCAUUUUUGCCGAUAACGCUAAUAACUUGUACAUGAUUGAUCCAAAUGGAUAUGCUGUUCCCCUCAGAAGUGCACCUCCGACUCCAGUGGAGUCUCCACCGCCACCUGGUAGAAUACCGGAAGGGAUACCUUUUUCGCCGCCAAUGAGAAAGAAGAAGGGUUUUUACCAUGCACCCGCUGCCUUGGGGAAGAAUCCAAAAGUAAGCACAUUGCUCCAAUAUCAUUCGGAUAUGUUGCAAGCUGUGCGUUACGACCGGUUCUACGCCUGUUCCACCACCAACAGAUACGGUUCGUCGGACACAAUGAGCAUACAUAAUUCUAGUCUGGAUACUAGCCGUGGCAGCCACGGUUCGUGGAAGCUGGGCACGCUGAUGGAUCGUAAAAGUAGGGAAUGGAUGCAAAAUGAGCGCAUUCGUCGCGAGGCGUUAAACAACCGAUUUGGUGAACAAGGAAUGCUAGGGGGCCAUUCGAGCCUGCUAAUUACAACGCCUUCAUCAGAACGAUCUCAAGAACAAGAUUCAUACUUUGACAAUACCACUGGCGAAGGAAACUCCUCACAGAGGCACAGGAGGCCUCCUGGCAGCUCAAGGUCUUCGCGCAACAAUCCAUCUUCCUAG
Molecule: messenger RNA, 843 nt
Organism: Candidozyma haemuli
Lineage: Eukaryota; Fungi; Ascomycota; Pichiomycetes; Serinales; Metschnikowiaceae
Exons: 1
Coding region: 1-843 (280 amino acids)
Source: RefSeq, a predicted model, not a curated record